This is a messenger RNA of Tuber aestivum (summer truffle), 3625 nucleotides long. NCBI's taxonomy places the organism in Eukaryota, Fungi, Ascomycota, Pezizomycetes, Pezizales, Tuberaceae. The record is from the annotation of a GenBank genome assembly.
GGAAAUAGAUAAAAAAUUCGCAGCUCUUGCUGGCCUUGAAGCUGGUCCCUUUUUCCUUUCCGCAAGCUAUUUAUCCCACCCCAAGGUAUUUACAGUCGCUUGCAACCGUAUCGCCGGAAUCUACAGCAAUGCGACCUGAACCCAGAGGAUCCGUUACACAGACGGUCUCAGAAAAGCUUAACAUCCUUCUCACAACACCCCCCCCGCAUCCUUUGGACCAAUUGUCCGUCGAUGAGAUCAAUAGAACUCGCGAUGCUAUCCUGCGGGCCCACCCCUCAUCAUCCAUUGUCUUUAGGACGAUAACCUUGGAAGAACCGGCAAAAGUUUUACUACUGCCGUUCCUACAAGCUGAGCACAAAAGAGAGGUCACGGGUAGGCCUAGAAGGCCCCCGAGGCUUGCGAGGGUAUUGUUUGAUGCCAUUGGAGAGGAUCGCUCACUGGAGUUAUGUGAUUCGGUGGUGGAUGUGACAUUAGGGGAGGAAGUGAGCUUUGACCUUAUCGAAAAGAAGUAUCACUCGCCUCUCAAUGCGUAUGGCUUGCCCCUCUCCCUCAUGCCCUUUUCGUGUCUAAAAUAAAUACAGUGAUGAGAUUGCCAAUUUCCCUGAGGUGGCAAUGGCCUCUCCCCUCUUCAAGGAAGCUUUGGCUGAGCUGAACCUACCUGCGAACGUCUUUAUCGUUAUCGAUCCAUGGAUGUACGGCGGUUGGGAAAACCCAAAAGAAACAAGCCCUCGUUACAUGCAGGGACUGGUCUACGCCCGUGACCCCAAGACAAACAACCCGGAUUCAAAUCACUACGCAUUUCCAAUACCCUUAAUUCCGGUGAUGGACAUCUGCAAGAAGGAAAUUGUUCGAGUCGACAAACUAGCUACUGGUGGCAGGGACGAUGGGCUCAAAUAUGGCACGGGUCCUAAAAAUGCUUUGGAUCACUGCAGAGCCGUGGAGUACAUCCCGGAGUUAGUCGAAGGAGGGCUGAGGCAGGAUGUCAGACCCCUUAACGUUAUACAGCCCUAUGGGCCAUCAUUCACAGCCACCGGGUCUCUGGUCGAAUGGCAAAAGUGGAGGUUCAGGAUCGGAUUCAAUUCCCGCGAGGGCGCAACAAUACAUGAUGUUUGGUAUGACAAUAGGAGUGUUUUCUAUCGCAUGAGCUUCAGCGAGAUGUCCGUACCGUAUGGAGAUCCCAGAGCACCAUUCCACAGAAAACAGGCCUUUGAUUUUGGAGACGGCGGGGCUGGGCGAGCGGCAAAUAACCUCGAACUCGGCUGCGACUGCCUCGGCCUCAUCAAGGUCAGUGAUGUAACUCCAUUUUACUAUAUAUUGAGGGGUAGGUUUUUUAAUGCUUUUUGGCAACAGUACUUUGAUGGUUUCAUGAACGACACCUCCGGUAAGGGAAUCGUCUCGAAGAAUGUUGUCUGCAUGCACGAAGUAGACGACGGUAUCCUGUGGAAACAUACCAACUAUCGCACAAACCGUGCUGUUGUCACUCGCAACCGGAAACUAAUUGUGCAGUUCAUCAUCACUCUCGCCAACUACGAAUACAUCUUCGCCUAUCAUUUCGACCAAGCUGGCGGUAUUACUAUUGAGACAAGAGCUACCGGCGUUGUCAGCACUGUACCAAUCGACCCAGGUACUACCAGCCCAUGGGGUAAUGUUGUCAGCCCGGGCGCUCUCGCGCAGAACCACCAGCAUAUCUUCUGUGUGCGCAUCGACCCCGCUAUUGAGGGUCCAAAGAACACUAUAAUUCAGGAAGAGUCGCACCCGAUUCCUUUCACCCCGGAGCUUAAUCCUUGGGGGAAUGCGUAUGAAGUCAGACAAACAAUAUUUAAGAGGACGUGUUGGGCAGAUGCGGCGCCGCAUAACGCCAGGCUCUUCAAGAUUGUCAACCAGAAUGUCCGCAACCCAAUAAGCGGUAGACCCGUGGGAUAUAAGCUCGUUCCUUCGCCCUCUCAACUCACUCUAGCCCAUCCUGAUAGCAUCAUGGCUAAGCGCAUGGCGUAUGCAAGCCAUCAUUUAUGGGUCACUAGGCAUCGUGACGGGGAGUUCUGGGCAGCGGGAAGGUUCACCAAUCAAAGUUCGGUUGAGGUUUGUUUGUUAUCAAACCCUACCUCUAGAUAUAUUAUCUGACAAACAAUCAAUUCACAGUCUGGCGGCGUCAAGGAUAUGAUUGAGAGAAAUGAAAAUAUUGAAAAUGAGGACUUUGUUAUCUGGCACUCCUUUGGCUUAACCCAUAACCCUAGAGUGGAAGGUUUGUUCAAAAUUUAAUGACCUUCCUCAACAUAUUUGAUCACUCGGCUAACUUUGUGAAACAGAUUUCCCAGUCAUGUGAGCGGCUCUAAGACCCCCUGUUCUUCGCUUAACUUUUCGCUGACGUGUUUUAAUCUAACCGUUUUAGGCCAAUCGAGACACAUCAGAUUCACCUCAAGCCGGCAGAUUUCUUCACCAAAAACCCUGCCAUUGAUGUCCCGUCCACAAAAAACCAGUCAUCCAUCUUGUAUAAGGUUGGGGGUCUUGUUAGCGGAUUCGUAGCGGAGGUCCCCAAGAACAGCAAGGAGAACGAGCGCACCAGACCAGCCAAACUAGUUACCGUGGACGACAACAGCACAGAGCAGCUCGCGCAAGGGAUAAAGAGUUGUUGCAUAUAAGAAGGCGCUUUGGAGUUCUGCUUUUUCACCCCCCCUCCUCCCUCUGCCAUUACCGGUAUAAUACUUUUUCUACCACCCAUAUAUCCGAAUGGUAGCAGGAGGGUAGUUUCUUUUCGUCACAUUUUCAUUCCAGUGCAUUCAUAAGGGCGGGCGUUUGCUUCAAUUACUCCUUCAGUCCCAUUCCUUCAAGUCAGGUGCUUGUAUCCAUUUCAUUUUUUCCUUUCCUCUUCUUGCUUUGGGACCGGCUUUCUCUUGCUAAAUUUUUCACCCUGCCUUUCCCUAUUUUAUCUUCAAAGAUUGGGGUUUUUCUUAUUUCCCGUUACUUGUUUGUCACUACCACAACGAGAUCACGACUAUUCAGGUCACGAAGCAACGAAACGAUUGACGCUAUGUUGUCAUAGAUUUUUUUUGUUCUUUGCUUUGUUAUUAUUGGCGUUCCUCUUCACUAUCCCUUCACAUUCCCUACCCUCUUCGCUCACCCUCCACUCAAAAGCGCGGCGGCGAAAGCGCUACUGUACAGGCAGGUUAGAGUGGGGGGGGAGGUACCGGCAGGGUGUCGAAAGCCCCCAUUUUAACCAAUGGCCCCCAUACGCACGUUUCUCUCUUGAUUUCCUUCAUCUUUUCUUUUUUAUGAUAUUUCCUUACCCCUGUAGUCUUCACCACCGCCUUUGUAUAGCAACCACCUCCAUUCCGAAAAAGGGGGAAAGUCUAAAGGAAGAGGACGGAAGAAAAAAAUUGUACAUAACUCCCACUCCCCUUUCCCUUCCCUCUAGCAAGCAAGUUAAGCCUUACGUCUUAUACAAUGCCAUAUCGUAAGUCUAUUGUUUUUUUUGCCCUUAUCAUCCAACCGACCCAUCAGAAAUAUUUCGCCAAAAAUCACUAGAUCGAACCUUGCGGGGCACUAUACCGUAUGCCAAUCAAGGCGGCAGAAACCUGGGGAUCUGGGACCGGUAGAUAGAUAGGUGGAUAGAUAACAUACUUGUACG